Molecule: messenger RNA, 2004 nt
Organism: Arabidopsis arenosa
Lineage: Eukaryota; Viridiplantae; Streptophyta; Magnoliopsida; Brassicales; Brassicaceae
Source: the annotation of a GenBank genome assembly
AUUCACAAAUCACAAAAUUUAUUCUAGCAGCCAUUUUUGAAAUCUUUCACGCUUUUUUUCUAAUGUUCUUUAUCUUAGAAAUUGUUUUCGACAAUAGUCUACCUUGUGAUUGUAGGAUUUCAAAAUUCAGAAUGGAGUGAAGAAAGAAUAUGUCGAACACUAACAGAGAGUGAAGUGAUGUUGCUCUUUGUCCCAAAUGAUCCUAAAUCAGAUUUGAAGCUUAAAGUUCAGACUCACAACAUCAAAAGUCAAAAAUAUACCAAACAAGGAUCAAAUAAACCUCCUUGGCUCAAUCUGACCAAUAAGCAGGGAAGAAGUCAUAUCUUUGAGUUUGAAAAUUAUCCUGACAUGCAUGCUUGCCGUGAUUUCAUCACUAAGGCCCUUGCUAAAUGUGACGAGGAGUCUAACAAAUCAGUUGUCUCUACACCUGCUGAGAAACUUAGUAUGGCAGAAUUUGAGCUACGCUUCAAGCUUCUUCGAGAAAAUAGUGAGUUGCAGAAAUUGCAUAAGCAAUUUGUGGAAAGUAAAGUCCUGACGGAAGAUGAAUUCUGGUCUACAAGGAAGAAAUUACUUGGUAAAGAUUCCAUUAGAAAGUCAAAACAACAGAUGGGGCUUAAAAGCAUGAUGGUUUCAGGCAUCAAACCAUCUUCUGAUGGGCGGACUAAUCGGGUGACGUUUAACUUAACGUCUGAGAUAAUUUUUCAGGGUCGGGAUAAGUUUAUAUGGUCAAUGGUGUUGACGUUGCAAUUGGUGAUAUAUUGGGUCAUAAACUCAUUAGUCAUUACUAGAUGUUCAGAUUUUGCUGAGAAGCCGGCUGUUCGGCAGGCAUUCAUAGAUUAUGUUCCAAAAAAGAUGACAGAAAAGGACUUCUGGACAAAAUAUUUUAGAGCAGAAUAUCUUUACAGCACAAAAAAUACAGCAGUAGCUGCAGCAGAAGCUGCUGAGGAUGAGGAACUCGCUGUCUUUCUGAAGCCUGACGAGAUAUUGGCUCGGGAAGCUCGUCAAAAGAUGAGACGGGUUGAUCCAACUCUUGACAUGGACGCUGACCAGGGAGAUGACUACACUCAUCUUAUGGACCAUGGGAUCCAGCGCGAUGGCACCAAUGACGCUGUUGAACCACAGAAUGACCAGCAUAGGAGGUCACUUUUACAAGAUCUUAAUCGCCAUGCUGCUGUUGUAUUGGAAGGAAGAUGCAUCGAUGUUGAGUCAGAAGAUACGAGGAUUGUUGCAGAGGCUCUCACACGGGCGAAACAAGUAAGCAAAGCUGAUGAUGAAAUCACUAAGGACGCUAACCAGGAGAGGUUGGAGAGAAUGUCCCGUGCAGCAGAGAUGGAGGAUCUUCAAGCACCACAAAACUUCCCACUAGCCCCACUCUCUAUCAAGGACCCUCGUGAUUACUUUGAAUCUCAACAAGGAAACGUCCUCAGUGAACCCAGAGGAGCAAGGGCAUCAAAGAGAAAUGUAUAUGAAGCUUAUGGAUUACUAAAAGAAUCCAUUUUGGAGAUUAGAAUGACGGGAUUAAGUGAUCCGUUGAUUAAACCUGAAGUUUCCUAUGAGGUUUUCAGUUCGUUGACCCGAACUAUCUCAACUGCCAAAAAUAUUAUCGGGAAGAACCCACGGGAGAGCUUUCUGGACAGAUUACCAAAGUCCACUAAGGAUGAAGUUAUACAUCACUGGACAUCAAUACAGGAAUUACUGAGACAUUUUUGGUCAUCUUACCCGAUAACAACAACAUAUCUUAAUACCAAGGUUGCUAAACUGAAGGAUGCAAUGUCCAAUACUUAUUCACUACUCGAUGCAAUGAAACAGUCGGUGCAGUCUGAUCUCCGGCAUCAGGUUUCGUUACUAGUUCGUCCAAUGCAACAGGCUCUUGAUGCUGCGUUCCAACACUACGAAUCAGACUUGCAGAGAAGAACCGCUAAGAUUGCAUAAAGAACGUUUUGUACUUGGAAGAGCUUUUAUUUGACUUAUAAUUAAACAUUGGACUAAACAUUUAAAUUUUCU